Messenger RNA from Aspergillus neoniger CBS 115656, 984 nucleotides. RefSeq lists its product as uncharacterized. The transcript has 4 exons. Bases 1 to 984 code for a protein of 327 amino acids. NCBI's taxonomy places the organism in Eukaryota, Fungi, Ascomycota, Eurotiomycetes, Eurotiales, Aspergillaceae. Gene Ontology annotation, cellular component: fungal-type vacuole membrane. The record is from RefSeq and is a predicted model, not a curated record.
AUGGCCGGUGACAGCAAGCCUGAAGUGUUCGAAAGUGCUAAUGUGGCCGCGGCCACGGCCAAGCCCAGCUUUGGGGCUCGCGUGGCUAGGCACUUCAAGCGAUGGUGGUGGGUGUACAUCAUCGCCUUGAUCGUGAUUGUUCUUGUAGUGGUGCUUCCUGUAGUCUAUGUCGCAUACCCCAAGGAAGCUCAACACAUCGUCAAUGACUCCAACCUGACUGUCACAUCAAUGAUCAUCAGUGACCCCUCACCUUCAUCCUUCGACCUCCACCAACUACAGGUUAUUGGAUCCAACAGCUCUUUCCACCCGACCUUCUACUCCUUCUCGGCAGCCAUCAGCCUGCUGGGUUCCGCCGUCUUCACUCACGUUCAGGUUCCCCAGUUCAACGGCCACAAUGGCGUUGUCAUCGAUGUCAACCAGCGUGCGAACCUGACCAACGCAACGGCAUUCGCCGAGUUCUGCAAGGCCGCCAUCAUGAACGAACAGUUCCCUCUCAACGUCUACGGCAAGCCCCAGCUAAAAGAGGGAAGUCUACCCAAGACCACUGUGACCUACAACAAGACCGCAAUGGUGACAGGCCUAAAUAAGCUCUCCGGCUUUGACCUCGUGGACAUGUCAAUUGGAACCAACAACACAGACGGCACCAACGCCAAAGGAACCGUCUACAUCCCCAACCCCUCCGACAUCAGCAUCGCCGUGGGCAACCUAACCCUCAACCUGGAGGUCAACAACACCGGCAUCGGCCAGGCCUUCAUCUACGACCUCACCAUCAACCCAGGCAACAACACCGUCCCCAUGACCGCCAACGUCAGCACCCUCACCGUCGCCAGCAUGCUAGGCAACUACCCGGACUACAUGAUCCCCAUCGACAUUACCGGCAACUCAAGCAUCUACGACAACCAGCCGCUCCUCUACAUCGAAGAAGCGCUGGCGUCGCUCAAACUGCAGGUUCAAUUGAACGUGACGCAGGCAUUGGGCGGUUAA